AUGUGCAUCAUCAAAGCACUAUUGAUUGUUGCCGCUCAUAGCGGGCAGAUUGACCCAGACGUUGAACGGGCUCUGGGCUACUGGUUCAGAACCCCCACGCGGACUAUACGAUGGAAGUUCGGGGGCCGUCCGAUUCUGCACAGAACACAUGUCGCGUUGGAUCCCUCCAAACAAGAAAAAGAUCUCGAUCUCCCCCUCGCGAUCUCCCAACUCAAUAAAAAUGUCGGCCGACUGGCUGAACAAUACGGAAUCAUAGGCAGAGUUACCACACAUGACAUCCGGCGCAGCGCCGCUGCCGAGAUCAGUCGGGUGCCACAAGAGCAGACUCAAAAUGUUGCGGCGGCAGCGAGCCUCAUGGGCCAUACGGUCCAAUCAAUACUGGCCGGUGUGAUAAAUGAGUACAUCGGUGACCCGGACAUUGACUUCUGGGAGUGA
Messenger RNA from Penicillium brevicompactum, 435 nucleotides. RefSeq lists its product as uncharacterized. Bases 1 to 435 code for a protein of 144 amino acids. Gene Ontology annotation, molecular function: DNA binding. Lineage: Eukaryota; Fungi; Ascomycota; Eurotiomycetes; Eurotiales; Aspergillaceae. The record is from RefSeq and is a predicted model, not a curated record. The transcript has a single exon.